Folsomia candida is the source of this 2135-nucleotide messenger RNA. RefSeq lists its product as uncharacterized. The transcript has 5 exons. Gene Ontology annotation, molecular function: protein binding. The record is from RefSeq and is a predicted model, not a curated record. Bases 100 to 1938 code for a protein of 612 amino acids. Lineage: Eukaryota; Metazoa; Arthropoda; Collembola; Entomobryomorpha; Isotomidae.
GAAAAAAGUCAACCGAUCGUUUUUGUUGAACGGGAAUUUAUCAAAAUUCUUAGUUUAUCAGUUUUGCUCAAUAAUAAUUAUUCCGACUUAUCAUAAAUCAUGUCGGGUCGCUUACUCCAACCUCCGGAUGCUGUUUUUGAAUCCGUGUUAAUGACUGAUUGUGAUUUGAACUCGGUAAUCCUGCCUUAUCGAGAACGUUGCAGGUACACCCUGGGCGAAAAGUACGUCUCGUGGGACACUCAGAGCGAAUUCAUCUUCGUCAAGACUAAACGCCCCCAGUGGGAUUGGAGUUUCGGCCUGGAAAUCUUAUGCGGACAUGACGCUUACUGGGCCAAACCGGUCAAGGGCAGCUUCGUUUUCAGAAACGGCAUAAAAUAUUACGACCGGGUCAAAAUCCGGCUCAACUUUGGGGAUGAAUUAGUCUUCGCGAAACACCGCGACGGAAUUUCUGGUGGACUGGCCAGAUUCAUUUUUAAAAGAAGGGAAUAUGCUACAAAUGUGGAUAAAUCUAUCAAAAGUGGACCCGAUUCUGAUGCAAUAGUACGGAAAAAUGGGGCCAAGGUGAACUUCUCUCCAGGCGAAAAUCAAUUGAUUUUCUCCAAAAUUCUGUCCUACCUCCCCUUCAAAAGUUUGAAGAACGCUCGACUCGUCUGUCGCCACUGGGACGAACACGUGUCUCCCAUCUUGCGAAAGAAGUCCGUCAUAAAUUUCUAUCCUGGUCUCAAGUCGGCCAAUCCCUCCCUCAAAUUUUUGCAAUAUGUCCACGAAAUGCAGAAUUGGCCACGUUGGAAAAUAUCCUAUCCGAAAUUACCCACUCCCUUAAACGACAUUAGCCAACGUGGCGCCAAGUAUAUCCUCGACUUGGACUGGUUUCUUAACCCGAUGAGGGGACACUGCGUCCAGAGUUUGUCCUUAUUUGGAGACAUCUACACCAACUACGAUUACAAGACUUAUCUCAAGGCCGCCCUUCGGCUUAAAGACACCCUGGAAGAAUUGCAUCUCGAAUUCGGAAUCAAGAUUUUGGGCUACAAUGGAAUCGAAGAGAACUAUUCCGAAGUUUCCAUAAAUUUCAAAAAGUUGACAAAGUUUUCACUUGCCCUAAAUUUCCUGGAGGGUGAACCAUCCCCCGCAACAAGACUGGUGGCGGGCUGGAUGAAACCUUGGGCCGAUGCGGUUAAGGACGUCGAGUCCAUUUCUACUUCUGUUCGCUGCGAUACUUCUCUCGGGUCACGAUUUAUCCAAGAGUUGCAAAACAGUGGCGCAAAUUUGUACAAAAAUUUGAAGGAAGUCUCGCUAACUUGCAAGCCAGAGGACGGCAUCAAUUUUCUCACCGAGUUGAACAACCCCCUGAAAAAGAUGACCUUCACAACACCUCUGGAAACCCGACAUUUUCCAGACUUUGAAAAAUUACUCAAGAAAUUCGCCUCGUCCCUGGAACUGCUAAGUUUUCGGGUUGAUACGGAUGACCUGGAACCAAAAGUUCUCAAUCUUCCAUGCCUUCCCGACCUGAAAACAUUAAAUUUCCACUUUGAGGAGUUUUCAGAUGGUCAUUUUUAUGCGGGAUGUUUGCGGUUCGCGUUUCCCCCACUUUCUGGCGACCAUGACGUCGGGAUCAACUAUGACCGCCAUCUCCCCUCGAUUCGUUCCAUCGUCAUUAGUCCAGAAUUUUAUGAAGAUGAGGAUGCCACGGACAGCGAGGACGAUGUCAACACUUUUUGGGACGUUUAUAGCGACCUGAUUGACUCUCUGCUUCCUAAAGAAGGACAAACCUGUAAAACUCUGCGGAAUUUUGAACUUCCGGACUUCGAUGAUACUGAUACGAAGACGGAGACGCGAUACCGUCAAGCUCACCGACUGCCGGAAGUAUUUCCAAAUGUGAGGAAUAAGUGGAUGGAUUAUGGGAGAUGUAGGUCAAUUAAGGGAUUUUUCUCGGUGUAAAUUAACAUUCAGCAGUUGAUUUAGUAGUUAAAAGAUGAUUAAUUUCUUGUAAAUUCAUGCAGUUAAAUGUGCUCUAACAAUUAUUAUAUGUUGAUAUGUAUAAUUGACGAUAUCUGGUGUUUCUGUUAUGUAAUUGCGUAUCUGCAUUUGUUUCAACUAUAAAUUACCAAAUAAAUACAAGGAUUUAAAAAUCAUCA